Molecule: messenger RNA, 1009 nt
Organism: Diospyros lotus (date-plum)
Lineage: Eukaryota; Viridiplantae; Streptophyta; Magnoliopsida; Ericales; Ebenaceae
Exons: 2
Coding region: 157-864 (235 amino acids)
Source: RefSeq, a predicted model, not a curated record
UCUCUUAUUCAGAUGCCUCUCAAAUCCGUUUUGGAGUCCGAAUAUGAAUGAAUGUUCACAUAUGUAUAUAUAUAUAUAUAUAUCUAUAUGUAUGUAUGUAUGCAUCAUCGUUCUUCUUGUGUUUCUCAGUGGAAUUAAGAUCAUCAGCUAGCUUAGAUGGACACUGCAAGUGCAAGAGAAGAGCAACGGCGUCAAGAACUAGAGAAGCUUCUCCGGCAAUGGAGUCCCCCGGAGGUUCCUGUUCACAGCAUUUACCCUAGAAAGAGUUUCUUCAGCUUCCGGCGAGAUCCAGACUACGAGAUCCAUAAACUCAAGAAGACGGUGCCGAUCCGCGGUGAAUACGUCGAGCUCCACUUACUCGACACGCAAGCCGUUCGGCAUCACAUGAUCAAGUACGGGUACCUCCAUUUCGGCCUGGUCCAAGUCGCCGUGAAGCCUCUCACCGCUGCCGGCUUGGACUGCUCUGUUCUUGUCUGCCUCCGCGACUGUCGCUUCCUCAAGUUUCACCAGUCCCUUCUGGCGGCGGCUCAAGCUUCUCUCCGCCACGGACCCAUUUAUUUUGACUGCUAUCCAAGCUAUCCGGUGUCGCUUUCGGACGCCGCGAAGCCCAGGACUUGGGCUCUCAGCAUCAAAAUUGAGAGUUCCCGGAAUGUUGAGCUGAGUUCAUCGGAAAUAGCCGUCGAGUACAGGGUUUACUACCGAGUAAGCAGCUUCCCUUUUUACGGCUCAAAGAAGUCUCUCUCCAUCGAGGAAACCACUUUCAUCGAGACCAAUCUGGUGUGCGGGGGUAGAGCCGCGGCCCUUCCGAGGACUAUCCCGUUGGAUUCGUUUGAAGUGCCGGAAAGAUGGAUGGACAGAACCUAGCCCACCAAUAAUGGCGACGGAAAUUAAAGAUGCAUCGAUCAUGAGUGCUGGAUCCUUAAUUAAUUUGUAGUCUUUCCAGUAUAUAUAUAUAUAUAUAUAUGUAAUCUCUGGCCUUCUAUAUAUCUUCAACAGCUUUUCUCUGUGU